GGAGUCAAAGCCGGUUCCUGUCUCUUCCUCGCCCGCUCCCUGCCACCUCUUCCUUUUUCAAAAUGACAGAUGCCGCUGUGUCCUUCGCCAAGGACUUCCUAGCAGGUGGAGUGGCAGCAGCUAUCUCCAAGACCGCAGUAGCGCCCAUCGAGCGGGUCAAGCUGCUGCUUCAGGUGCAGCAUGCCAGCAAGCAAAUCACCGCAGACAAGCAGUACAAGGGCAUUAUCGACUGCGUGGUUCGUAUCCCCAAGGAGCAGGGAUUUCUGUCCUUUUGGCGCGGUAACCUGGCCAAUGUCAUCCGAUACUUCCCCACCCAGGCUCUCAACUUUGCCUUCAAAGAUAAAUACAAGCAAAUCUUCCUGGGUGGUGUGGACAAGAGGACCCAGUUCUGGCGCUACUUUGCCGGGAAUCUGGCAUCCGGCGGGGCUGCCGGGGCCACAUCCCUCUGCUUUGUCUACCCUCUCGAUUUUGCCCGUACCCGCCUGGCAGCUGAUGUGGGGAAAGCAGGAGCAGAAAGGGAGUUCAAAGGCCUCGGUGACUGCCUGGUUAAGAUCUCCAAAUCUGACGGGAUUAGGGGCCUGUAUCAAGGCUUUAACGUGUCUGUGCAGGGUAUUAUCAUCUACCGAGCUGCCUACUUCGGUAUCUAUGACACUGCAAAGGGAAUGCUUCCAGAUCCCAAGAACACUCACAUCAUCAUUAGCUGGAUGAUUGCUCAGUCUGUCACAGCCGUGGCUGGCUUGACUUCUUACCCAUUUGACACCGUUCGUCGUCGCAUGAUGAUGCAGUCAGGGCGCAAAGGAACUGAUAUCAUGUACAUAGGCACAGUGGACUGCUGGAGGAAGAUUGCUCGAGAUGAAGGAGGCAAAGCUUUUUUCAAGGGCGCCUGGUCCAAUGUGCUCAGAGGCAUGGGUGGUGCCUUUGUGCUUGUCUUAUACGAUGAGAUCAAGAAGUACACAUAAGUUAUUUCCUAGUUUCUUCCUGUGAAUGGGCAUGUUAUAUAACAUAUCUUGAGCAUUCUUGACAGACUGCUGGCUGUCUUGUAUCAGUGGCAACUACUGACUGGUUGAAAAUGGGAAGCAAUAAUAUUCACCUGACCAGUUUUAAAGCCAUUUCCAUGACGAUGAUGAUGGGACUCAAUUAUAUUUUUUAUUUCAGUCACUUCUGAUAAAUAAAAAAAUUUGAAGAAAUAAAACUAAAA
This is a messenger RNA of Elephantulus edwardii (Cape elephant shrew), 1198 nucleotides long. Its product is annotated as ADP/ATP translocase 2-like. NCBI's taxonomy places the organism in Eukaryota, Metazoa, Chordata, Mammalia, Macroscelidea, Macroscelididae. Gene Ontology annotation, biological process: mitochondrial ATP transmembrane transport; mitochondrial ADP transmembrane transport. Gene Ontology annotation, molecular function: ATP:ADP antiporter activity. Gene Ontology annotation, cellular component: mitochondrial inner membrane. The transcript has a single exon. The record is from RefSeq and is a predicted model, not a curated record. Bases 63 to 959 code for a protein of 298 amino acids.